This is a messenger RNA of Cylindrotheca closterium, 2124 nucleotides long. The record is from the annotation of a GenBank genome assembly. Lineage: Eukaryota; Bacillariophyta; Bacillariophyceae; Bacillariales; Bacillariaceae.
AUGGCCAACAUUCACAACGCUCCGGGAGGCAGUUUGGCCAAUGGGGAACUGCAGUACAUUGAUGGUGAACCAAACUGUCACGAUGUCAAACUUGGACGAGGAGGUGGCACAAACACGCAUCUGGGAAACAAACUGUUAAGACAAAAAGUGGAAGAAUUGUUUGAAGAAUACAAUAAUCAGAACGAGCAAGGAUCUAAAACGGUGAUUGCUCAAGGUAUCAUCACAUCCAUAAAUAGGCUGGACCCACCUGGUCGAUUUGUAAAGAAAGAGAGCAGUAGUGGACGAUGGUACGAAGUUGGAAACAACGAGGCUCUAGAAAAGACUGCUCAAACCUUUCGGAAUGUUCGGCACAAGCGGAAUACUGCUGCCUCAUCAACAGAUAAAAAAUUGCCUACUAGGGCGCCUUCUGCAGACGAUGAUGGUACAGAUCAGCCACCACCACGAAGAGCUGAGUCAAUGGUUGGCGGUCAACCAGCUGUACCAGCUCAUCCCACAGCUAGUGAAUCGCAGCAGCCGCAAUUGACCAAUGGCAGUCAAGAUUCGCAAAUUAUGCACGAAACCACGCACUUGGAAGGUAUUGUGGUCAAUCCAAUGGCUCGCUCGGCCAUUUCUACAAUUCUAUUUGUGAGUGCUGCUAUUACCCAAGGAAAAGACAAUCGUAACCCAACGCAAGAAAUCAAACAGAUAAUAUCAAACCCAAUGGUCAUUGACGCGACUUUUACCAUUCUGUACUCGGCUACGUCUUCCUACUCGAUACCUCAAAUUCCAACCAUGCAAGAGGUACAGACACUUUUGAAAAGUUCGGCUGCGACAGAUUCCUUUCUCAUGAUAUUGCAGGCGGCUGCCUUCACCGCCGACAAAAGUGCGGCCGCUGCCAUGGAACAAGUCCUGCAAAUGAAAAAUAAUGAAAUGGUCGUUUGGGCUGUGUCCAAGAUUCUAGAGGAAGCCGCCAUUAUUCAAAACAACAGUAGUAAUAACGAACCCAUGCGGACGACCUCCAUUGGUGAUCAAGACACCUUCCCCGAAAUGCCUGAAAGUGGUAUCAUGUCUCUGUCAUCACCCAAAGACCUAAAGUCGAUGAGAAGCAUUACGUCCAGUUUUGCAGGUUUGUCCUUUGCAACAGAAAGUUCCUUUGUGGAACAGGUGGCGACCCAAGAUGCGAAUGGAAAUCAUGGUACCUACACGGGAUAUGUUUGGGCCAAUACCAAGGAGCCACAUGGUGUCGGCCGAAUGCAAUAUCACAGUGAAAACGCGGAAUUUCAUGGGAAUUGGCUCGGCGGCGGGAUGGAUGGGCUUGGAGUCUAUGUCCGCGCCAAUGGGGACAGCUUCGUUGGUCAAUUUAGCAAAGGAAAACUGGAAGGACCAGGCUACAUUGGAUACGGCAGUGGCGAUUUCUACUUUGGUGGCUUUUCUAAUCACCAAUUUGAUGGAAAGGGGCUCUUCAAAUGGGCAGAUGGACGACUCUACAUUGGGGAAUAUCGAAAGGGCCAGCAACUUUCGUACACUUUGACCGGUCCCGAUGGACAAUAUCAACUAAGUGAUCUUGGUACUGCCUUUAGUCCUAAUGCACCAUUUGUGGAGAGUCAAAUGGUUGUCACUGCCUCGGGAAAGAUGGGAAGGUAUACGGGCUACGUCUCGGAACACACAUUGUUGCCACACGGUAUGGGACGAAUGAUUGAAAAUGAUACCAACGACGAGUAUCAUGGAACCUGGUUUGAGGGUGAAAAGGAUGGUAUGGGCCUGUAUAAACGAAGCAACGGCAAAACCUAUGUUGGAGACUUCAAGAAGGAUAUGUUUGAGGGCUACGGAUUCGCCACCAACGGAUGUGGGUAUUCUUCGACGUCCAUGGAAACUGGGACGAUUUACUUUGGCAAAUUUAGGGGUUCCAAAUGUGAAGGACAAGGAUUCCUGAAAUGGAAAAGCGGAGGCGUCUACAUCGGUGAAUUUCGCAAUGGUCAGCGUAGUUUUGGAUUUGGCAACCGUAUCACAGGCGACGAUGGUCGGUAUCUUCAACAAAAGAGUCAGACCAUGGGCAGUCUUGGUGGUAUGGACGUCGAUAGUUUUGCAUUCAGCUCUAUGGCUGACGGGUCCGCUACUAUUUUCUCAGAGGUGACAGGUUUUUAG